Molecule: messenger RNA, 1596 nt
Organism: Cercospora beticola
Lineage: Eukaryota; Fungi; Ascomycota; Dothideomycetes; Mycosphaerellales; Mycosphaerellaceae
Gene: SPG5
Product: Spg5p
Biological process (GO): proteasome assembly
Molecular function (GO): proteasome binding
Source: RefSeq, a predicted model, not a curated record
UGCCUCUUCUCCUCCUACACUGACAUCUCAACCCUCGUGCUGAGCACAUCCCACAAUCACCAUGCCGCCAGGGCUGCAUGCGUGGCACAGCCUCGUGGCUCGCCACGCGAAGAGCCUCAAGGCUGCCUUAUCGAAAGGCUUACGGGCCAUCGAUGCUCAAGUCAGCGGGCAGCGAGCAGCUCAACUCGAGCCCAUCUUCGCCCGAAACGCACCGAAACAACCACUCCAUCCUCUAGCACGCAUUCGACAGAGCCAAUCCCGUCAAUAUUCGACUCCCCGACGAUUUUCUUCAGCUGGUAGCAAGCCUGGUGUCCGGUACGAUCGUGCAUCGUUCCCGAAAUCGAGGAUAGGAUCUUACGUACAGUCAUCGUCGGGACGAGCACCAUUCGCUUCGACUCUUCGACCCAAUCUGACUGGCGGGACACUCGGUCGUACAGCAGGCGGAUACUCGCACGGCGGCGGAGGGGGCGCCAGAUACUUCAGCCAUGGCCCAGCUGUACAAUCUCAAGUUGUGCAGAAUGUGUCUCAGGCUAUGCGUGCCUUCUUCACGCAAGGUCAAAAGGCCCAGUACGAUGGAGUGAACAGCAAUGGCAACAAGCGCUUCAAGGCUGUGUCUGCUUUGCAGGAAGAGACCGGCCGCAAGAUGCGCUCUGUGCCAGCUGCCACACCCGGUUCAUGGAUCGACUUCCACGUCAACCCAACUAUCACCGCACUCACUCCUCUGAGCUCCGUCGUCGGCUACACCAUGUCUCAGACCACUGAGAAGCACAACCUGAACACCGAGGGUCUCCUCGAUGUUCUGUCUGUCGACUUCUCGCGAGCUCUGAAGGAUCUGGCUGCUGUGCUCAAUGACCUCAAACGACUGUCAGCGCUCGGGGACUUACCAAUCACAUACCAGAAGGAUCAUUUAAGAGUGCACUUUCCGGGCUGUGACGCCGAUACGGUGGAACGUCUCUGCUCUGAGCUUAACGUACAGCGAGGCACUGUCACUCAAGAUCCAGCAUUUGACGCCUUCGCUGGAACCGAGAUAGCCUUACUCUUCCCAUUUGCUCCUAGCAAUGACCCGUCAGCCAUGAGCGAAGAAUCCUGUGCAAGUGAUCUCUACGACUACCCGAUCAAACCGAUGAUGGCAUCCCAAAGGCACGUUAUAAGUCUCGACGAUAUGCUGUCGGGCAGCCCAGCAUAUUCUACGCAAUCGGACACGGGUUUCGAGGACAUACUCGAAGAAGAGCAGUAUUCCAAUCCCUGGCUGUCAUCACCUGAUUAUCAGUCAGUGCACUCCGGAAGCUAUGGGUCGAACAAACACGAUCCGCUUGAAUACCAAGGCUUUGAAGGAAUCUAUCGAUUCAUUGAAGAACUGGAUUCGGUCCGGAGAUAAUGGGGACUUCAAUCUCCCAUCAUCCAGCAUCACGAUUGCAUGAAUAACAGAACUUGGCUACACCAGAGGCAUCAGAAUGAUAUCCCCACUCGCGCGUUGCUUGCAUUUCUUAUCAUAACACUACCAUGAAGUUCAUAUGGCUUGGACAACAGUUGCGUAGUAUUUCCUAUGUAGUCUAACACGAAUCAAGGCAAUUUGAAACAGUUUAACUACUCGCA